Molecule: messenger RNA, 177 nt
Organism: Cooperia oncophora
Lineage: Eukaryota; Metazoa; Nematoda; Chromadorea; Rhabditida; Trichostrongylidae
Source: the annotation of a GenBank genome assembly
AUGCGUGGGAAAGUGUGCGACGAAUACCGUGAUGGAGACUGCCCGUCAUCUACCCUUGGGAACGUCUCCGUCGUCAUGCCAUGCCUUUGCGAUUCCGAUUGUCCAAAGACGUGGAAGUGCUGCGAGCACACGAAGGGACUUAUUUGUCUUGCUCCUGGUACUAACCGGAAACACUAA